Molecule: messenger RNA, 639 nt
Organism: Papaver somniferum (opium poppy)
Lineage: Eukaryota; Viridiplantae; Streptophyta; Magnoliopsida; Ranunculales; Papaveraceae
Exons: 1
Coding region: 1-639 (212 amino acids)
Source: RefSeq, a predicted model, not a curated record
AUGCAAAAUGACUUUGCUGCUAGAAAAUUGAGAAAUAUGGGUUUUCCUUGUACUGCUCACGUGCCUUGUGUUGGAAGAAGUGGUGGUCUUGUGCUGGACUGGAAGAAGGAAAUUGAUCUUCUCAUUGUUUCCACUAGUAAUAGGGGAAUCUAUGUCACCACUAAGGAUAUUAUUCACUCUAAAACUUGCCACAUUUAUUUUAUUUAUGGAGAGCCUAAUACUGCAUUGAGACAAGCUUUUAGGGAGAACCAAUGCAAAUUACCACCUAUACCAAUAGAUGAACCAGCUUUCUUUAUAGGUGACUUUAAUGCUCUCCUAGGCCCCGAAGAUAAAAAUGGUGGCCUAAAGGUUGUUGAUAUUGAUUUUGUUAACCUUAGGAAUUUCUGCAUUGCUUUUGAUUUACAUGAUCCUAGUUUCUCUGGUCCUAGAUUUACUUGGUCUAAUAUGCAACAGGGUCCUCAUAUUAUCCUUCAAAGACUUGUAGAUGCUUUAUUAACCCCUAAGUUGAAUCUUUAUGUCCUAAGUUUUGUGUUAAUAAUCUUCCUAGGGAUUCAUUCCUCUGAGCACUUCCCCAUGCAUAUUGGUUUUAAUUUUGAAGUAACUUUCUUGCCUAAACCCUUCCAUUUUAUGGCUAUGUGA